Mauremys mutica (yellowpond turtle) is the source of this 1111-nucleotide messenger RNA. It is a transcript of the gene GGCT, whose product is annotated as gamma-glutamylcyclotransferase. The record is from RefSeq and is a predicted model, not a curated record. The coding region runs from base 149 to 730 and encodes 193 amino acids. Gene Ontology annotation, molecular function: gamma-glutamylcyclotransferase activity. The transcript is spliced from 5 exons. Lineage: Eukaryota; Metazoa; Chordata; Testudines; Geoemydidae.
CGGCGGCCAAUCAGGAGCGGCUGCCUGCCGGCAGGGCACUGGACCAAUGGGGAGCGCUGUUAUGUCGCAGAGCGAAGGCUACUGCUUCGCGUAGGAAUGUGCUCGUAGAGCACUUAGCGCUACACGUACUGAGCAUGCGCAGUACGCCAUGGAGACUCCCAGGUUGGGUGGUGGUUUGGGAGUUAGUACCUGUGGGGAGGACAGUUUCCUGCAUUUUGCUUAUGCCAGUAACCUGCUUCGGGAGAGGAUCCUGAUAAAAAACAUAUCUGCCACAUUCUAUGCUGUAGCCAACUUGCAGGAUUUUAAACUCGUUUUUGGCAGUCAUCAAGGCAAAGCAAGUUCUGACUGGCAUGGAGGUACAGCUACCAUUGUUCAAAGCCCUGGAGACGAAGUAUGGGGAGUAGUAUGGAAAAUGAAUACUAGCAAUUUAAAUUCGCUGGAUAAGCAAGAAGGAGUUGAAGAUGGUAUUUACAUUCCAAUAGAAGUUAACAUUUCAACGCAAGAGGGAAAAGUACUGACCUGUCGAAGUUAUCAGAUGAAUGAUUGUGUCUGUGAUCUCCCAUCACCACAGUAUAAAAAAGUUAUCUGUAUGGGUGCAAAACAGAAUGGCUUGCCAAUUGCCUAUCAGAAGAAAUUAGAAGCUAUAGAAACAAACAACUAUGCAGGACCAGUAUCAAUCUUUGAAGAAAUUGAAGCUACUAUUAAAGAGAAGGAAACAACAACUCAGUAGAAAAGUAUCCCCGAAAUGUUUCCAGUUCCACUUCCUUGCCUGAUUUAAUUCUAUGGCCUGUGUUAUACUGAGGUCAAAUUAGAUUAUCAUUGUGGUCCUUUCUGGUCUUGGAAUAUAUGAAUUUUUCAUUUUGAUUUAGGCAUCUAUUGCUAAUCAGUAUAUUGAGAAGAUAAUUUCCUUCUUUGAUAAGGGCAAACUUGACAUGUUUGUGUAGUUCAGUAAGGUAUUGGAUUGGAUAUGCAAUUUAAGGUCCUAAUCUUGCGAAGACCUAUGUAUAUGCUUAACUUUAGAUGUGGUACAUACAGUUAAGUACGUGUAAAUCUUUGCAAACUUGAGCUUAACUGAAAGUUGGAGUAAAUAAAAAAGAUUGCAGUUGCCAGA